Messenger RNA from Lichtheimia ornata, 1992 nucleotides. RefSeq names its product acetyl-coenzyme A synthetase. Gene Ontology annotation, cellular component: cytosol. NCBI's taxonomy places the organism in Eukaryota, Fungi, Mucoromycota, Mucoromycetes, Mucorales, Lichtheimiaceae. The transcript has 4 exons. Bases 1 to 1992 code for a protein of 663 amino acids. Gene Ontology annotation, molecular function: AMP binding; acetyl-CoA synthetase activity. The record is from RefSeq and is a predicted model, not a curated record.
AUGACCAUCCAAGACGACAGCAAGAGCGGUGAAGCUGUUUAUCCAGUACCUUCUCGCUUGUUGGCUGGUGGUAGUUGCCCCACUCCACAUGUAGUCGGCAUGGAUCAAUACAAGAAAAUGUGGGAGGAAAGCGUGAAUGAUCCUGAUACCUUUUUUUCCAAGUUGGCACAAGACUUGUUGACAUGGUCCAAGCCCUUCACCAAGGUGCGUAGUGGUGGUUUCCAUGAAGGUGACGUGGCAUGGUUUCCCGACGGUGAAUUGAAUGCAAGCUAUAAUUGCAUUGACCGACAUGCACUUGUAAACCCUGAUAAGGUGGCUAUUAUCCAUGAAGGGGAUGAACCUGACAAUGUCGUCAAGAUCACGUACCAACAACUGUUGCAGCACGUGUCGCGUGUGGCCAAUGUACUCAAAUCCUUGGGUGUACGCAAGGGAGACAAUGUGUGCAUUUACAUGCCUAUGAUUCCAGAAGCUGUGUAUGCCAUGCUUGCGUGUACUCGUAUUGGUGCUUUGCACUCUGUGGUGUUUGCUGGUUUCUCCUCUGAUUCGUUACGUGAUCGUAUUCUUGAUUGUGGUGCACGUGUGGUCCUUACAGCUGAUGAAGGUCGACGUGGUGGUAAAAACAUUGCCACCAAGCGCAUUGUGGAUACGGCUGUCAAUGAGUCUCCUUGUGUACAACAUGUGCUUGUGUGCCGACGUACUGGAUCAGAAAUCCCAUGGACCGCAAGUCGUGAUAAAUGGUGGCAUGAAGAAACAGCCAAAGCACGUCCCUAUUGUCCCCCUGAGAGCAUGAAUGCUGAAGAUCCUAUGUUUUUGCUCUACACAUCAGGAUCCACAGGCACACCCAAAGGUGUGCUUCACACCACAGGCGGUUAUUUGGUGGGUGCUGCAGCUACUGUGAAAUACGUUUUUGAUUAUCAUGCCGAAGCAGGCGAUGUGCACGCGUGUAUGGCGGAUAUUGGUUGGAUCACAGGCCAUACAUACAUUGUUUAUGGUCCACUCCUCAAUGGUGCCACCACCUUGUUGUUCGAAUCCACACCUACUUACCCUGAUCCAUCUCGAUUUUGGCAAGUCAUUGCACGACACAAGGUCACCCAAUUUUAUACAGCACCUACGGCUAUUCGCGCAUUGCGUCGUCUUGGUGAUCAAUGGUUACAGGAACAUGACUUGUCGUCGUUGAGAGUAAUUGGAUCUGUGGGUGAACCUAUCAACCCAGAAGCUUGGCAGUGGUACAAUGAACAAGUUGGCAAGGGUCAAUGCGCAGUGGUUGACACCUAUUGGCAAACUGAAACGGGAUCCAUUAUUGUUACUCCAUUGCCUGGUGUUACAUCCACAAAGCCAGGUUCAGCUACUUUGCCUUUCUUUGGUAUCAAGCCUGUUAUUCUUGAUCCUGUCUCUGGCAAAGAAUUGGAAGAAAAUGAUGUCACGGGUGUCUUGGCCAUUGCUCAACCUUGGCCAUCCAUGGCUCGUACCGUUUACAAUAACCAUCAUCGAUACCUUGAUACCUACUUGUAUCCUUACAAGGGCUACUACUUUACCGGUGAUGGCGCAUCUCGUGACAAGGAUGGCUACAUUUGGAUCCGUGGUCGUGUGGAUGACGUGAUCAAUGUAUCUGGUCAUCGAUUAUCAACGGCUGAAAUUGAAUCGGCCCUGAUCCUUCAUAAUGCAGUUGCUGAAGCUGCGGUGGUUGGCGGAAACGAUGAUUUGACUGGCCAAUGUAUUCAUGCCUUUGUCACUCUCAAACCCAAUGUGGAAGUAGCUGAGGGUCUUGAUAAGGAACUUGUAUUGCAAGUACGCAAAGUCAUCGGUCCUUUUGCCACACCCAAACGUAUCUACAUUGUCGGUGAUCUUCCAAAAACUCGCUCGGGCAAGAUUAUGCGUCGCAUUCUACGCAAAAUUGUCAAUAAUGAAUCUGAUCAACUUGGUGAUACAUCUACUCUUGCUGAACCAGCGGUCGUGCAAUCGCUCAUUGAUAAGGUCAAGUCGUCGUCGUAA